Molecule: messenger RNA, 963 nt
Organism: Octodon degus (degu)
Lineage: Eukaryota; Metazoa; Chordata; Mammalia; Rodentia; Octodontidae
Gene: Tyms
Product: thymidylate synthetase
Exons: 7
Coding region: 15-917 (300 amino acids)
Biological process (GO): dTMP biosynthetic process
Cellular component (GO): cytosol; mitochondrion
Molecular function (GO): thymidylate synthase activity
Source: RefSeq, a predicted model, not a curated record
GGAAGCCGCGCACCAUGCCUGCCUCGGGCCCCGAGCUCCCGCCGGCCUGCGCGCCGCACGGGGAGCUGCAGUACCUGCGGCAGGUGGAGCGCAUCCUGCGUGGCGGCUUCCGCAAGGACGACCGCACGGGCACCGGCACGCUGUCGCUGUUCGGCAUGCAGGCGCGCUACAGCCUGCGAGAUGAAUUUCCCCUGCUGACCACCAAGCGUGUGUUCUGGAAGGGUGUUCUGGAAGAGCUGCUGUGGUUUAUCAAGGGAUCUACAAAUGCCAAGGAGCUGUCAUCCAAAGGAGUAAAGAUCUGGGAUGCCAAUGGGUCCCGGGAUUUCCUGGACAGCCUGGGGUUUUCUAGCCGCCAGGAAGGGGACCUGGGCCCCGUCUAUGGCUUCCAGUGGAGGCAUUUCGGGGCUGAUUACAAAGAUAUGGACUCAGAUUACUCGGGUCAAGGAGUUGACCAGCUGCAGAAUGUGAUCAACACCAUCAAAACCAACCCUGACGACAGAAGGAUCAUCAUGUGUGCCUGGAACCCGAAAGAUCUCCCUCUGAUGGCGCUGCCUCCCUGCCACGCCCUGUGCCAGUUCUACGUGGUGAAUGGGGAGCUGUCCUGCCAGCUGUACCAGCGGUCAGGGGACAUGGGCCUGGGCGUGCCCUUCAACAUCGCCAGCUAUGCGCUGCUCACCUACAUGGUCGCGCACGUCACGGGCCUGAAGCCAGGAGACUUCGUGCACACUUUGGGAGAUGCACAUAUCUACCUGAAUCACAUCGAGCCGCUGAAGACUCAGCUUCAGCGAGAACCAAGGCCUUUCCCAAAGCUCAAAAUCCUUCGAAAAGUUGAGACAAUCGAUGACUUCACAGCUGAAGACUUCCAGCUGGAAGGGUACAAUCCCCACCCCGCCAUUAAGAUGGAGAUGGCUGUGUAGGAUGCGUCCCACGGCGCUAGGGGAAGGAAGGGCCCUGUUCAGAGCU